AUGUCUCUACCCAAAAUCCAAAUAGAAGAGGCACUGGACAGCCUGGAUGGCAGCUCUGGAGGUGCUGCUCCUCCUGAUGACCACCUGAGGAGCCUCAAGGCAUUGACAGAGAAGCUGAGACUGGAGACCAGGCGUCCAUCCUACUUGGAGUGGAAGGCAAAGCUGGAGGAGCAGGCAUGGAAGAGCCCUCAGCCUGCAGGAGUGGAGGAAGUGAUCGAGGACAAAAAGACCACUGGGGAGACUGUUCCCUUGAGGAAGGUGCAGCUGCAUCUCAAUGGAAGCUCUGUCCAGGACAAGGUGACUCUUACCUCAGGGAGAAUAAGUGGCUUUGAGAGCAUUGAUGAAGCUUUGACGUGGCUCAGGAAGGAACUGGCAGAGAUGCGCCUGCAGGACCAGCAGCUGGCCAGGCAGCUCAUGCGCCUCCGCAGCGACAUCAACAAGCUGAAGAUCGAGCAGACCUGCCACCUGCACCAGCGCAUGCUCAACGAUGCCACGUACGAGCUGGAGGAGAGGGACGAGCUCUCUGACCUCUUCUGUGACUUCCCCCUUGUCAACUCCUUCAGCCUCUCCACGCCGCUCAAGCUCAUUGGAGUCACCAAGAUGAACAUCAACUCCCGCCGGUUCUCGCUGUGUUGA
Messenger RNA from Chaetura pelagica (chimney swift), 636 nucleotides. RefSeq names its product family with sequence similarity 167, member A (gene FAM167A). The transcript has 2 exons. NCBI's taxonomy places the organism in Eukaryota, Metazoa, Chordata, Aves, Apodiformes, Apodidae. The record is from RefSeq and is a predicted model, not a curated record. The coding region runs from base 1 to 636 and encodes 211 amino acids.